CUUGCCGGAAACUAAUUUAGUUCUACUUUCUCUCUCCCCCUCCUCUCUCUUUUUUUUUAAUUUAUAAUCACUGUAAAAAGAUGUCUUCCUUGUCUGAUGACACCAUCCGCAGAGUAUUUGUAGAAUUACAAAAUAGAUAUGUUCAGAGUCAACAACAAGUGAACACGAUCAAAACCCAAAUUGCUGGAAAACAGCGUGAACGUAAAUUAGCUGAAUUAACAAGACGUGAAUUAGAUGGAUUAGAUGCUGAUACAAAGACUUAUAAACCAAUUGGAAAAAUGUUUAUACAAAGUCCCUUGAGUGAAAUGAAGCAGCAAUACGUUGAUUCGGUGGUUGCUGCUGAUGAAGAGAUCAAGAAAUUAGAAAAGACGCAAAAAUAUUGGGAACGUUCAGCAUCAGAUGCUGAAGGCAACCUUAAAGACAUUCUUCAAGGUCCUAGAACUUAGUGGGUAGAGUCAUGCAAAAAAGAGAGAAAAAAAAAAGUACAUGUUUACUUGUAUUAGAUGUCAUUAUUAUUUUUGUAUGCUAAUAUUAUUGAAUUAUUACAAGUAAUACGGAUACAUGGAUAAAGAGAGACUCUAUGAUAUGUAUUACAAAAGCUUUGAUUUCCUAUUGCUGCAUUAGCUCACUUUUUGUUUUGUUUUUUACGCUAUUAAGGUUAAAUAAAUAAUAAUAAAGCAACUGAUUUUGGGUCAAUAAUAAAGAUGAAUAAACUGAUACAAGUCAAAAGUUACGACUACAUGAUUUACUCAUAUUUAUGUAUAUAUUUUUCCAUUUUUCUAAAAAAGAAUAAAAAUUCCAG
This is a messenger RNA of Cokeromyces recurvatus, 802 nucleotides long. Its product is annotated as Prefoldin. The record is from RefSeq and is a predicted model, not a curated record. The transcript is spliced from 4 exons. Gene Ontology annotation, cellular component: cytoplasm; prefoldin complex. Gene Ontology annotation, molecular function: protein folding chaperone. Lineage: Eukaryota; Fungi; Mucoromycota; Mucoromycetes; Mucorales; Mucoraceae. The coding region runs from base 81 to 446 and encodes 121 amino acids. Gene Ontology annotation, biological process: protein folding.